AUGUGCAAACAUGGCCGCAAUAUCUGGCUGUCUCAUUGUGACUUGCCUGAGGCGGCGGCAUUGGCUGUAUGUGACAAUAAUGAAGGGAAUGUAUUAGACCAAGUGAAUCCGGAGGCAGCCAUCAAAUGGCUAGUGUUCGACAAUGAUGACCCGUCGUUUCAUAAUAAAUGUUUCUUUCUUUUUUUUCUUUCUUUCUCGAUUUGUUCAUUGUCGUCUGCUUUCUCUAUAAUUUGCAGUUACUCGAAUUUCUUGACGCUAACCCCUUUCUCUUCGCCAUUCUAUAUCAGUAUAGGUUUGGCUUCACGGCCAUUUCUAUGCCUAACGGGCGCUGAACAGGCCGAGAGAGACAUUUCGCAUUUUCAAACGACACCAUUUUUGAACGUCGCCAUAAUGUCGCCGUUCGAUACUUUCCUCUUCGAAAUUAAUCACUGUCGCUCAUCUCUCUCUCUAUCUAUAUCAUCAUCUGUUCAUAUCUAUCUAUCUAUCUAUCUAUCUAUUCAGAUCUAUCUAUCUAUUCAGAUCUAUCUAUCUAUUUCGGUCUGUUCAUAUCUAUCUACCUAUCUAUCUAUCUAUCUAUCUCGGUCUGUUCAUAUCUAUCUAUCUAUCUAUCUAUUUAGGUCUGUUCAUAUCUAUCUAUCUAUCUAUUUAGGUCUGUUCAUAUCUAUCUAUCUAUCUAUCUAUCUCUGUUCUAUUUCUAUCUAUUCAUUUCUAUCUGUUCUAUCUAUCUAUUUAUCUAUCUAUCUAUUUAGGUCUAUCUAUCUAUCUAUCUAUCUAUCUAAUCAUCUAUUCAGAUCUAUCUAUCUAUCUAUCUAUCUAUCUAAUCAUCUAUUCAGAUCUAUCUAUCUAUCUAUCUAUCUAAUCAUCUAUUCAGAUCUAUCUAUCUAUCUAUCUAAUCAUCUAUUCAGAUCUAUCUAUCUAUCUAUCUAUCUAUCUAUCUAUCUAAAUUCACACACAAUAGAACCUGAACUACUCAUUUACCGCCCUUUCCUUUCCGCCUCCUUCUUUCUUUGGCUCGCUGUCUUCUUGCUGCCCAUACAGAGCAAAGAGCAGCGCGCGUCCAAUGAUUGUCUACUCGCCAGACGAGGACGUCGACGACGCCCGAUCACCGAUGUAUUUCAUUAG
Acanthosepion pharaonis is the source of this 1122-nucleotide messenger RNA. NCBI's taxonomy places the organism in Eukaryota, Metazoa, Mollusca, Cephalopoda, Sepiida, Sepiidae. The record is from the annotation of a GenBank genome assembly.